Molecule: messenger RNA, 631 nt
Organism: Leptonychotes weddellii (Weddell seal)
Lineage: Eukaryota; Metazoa; Chordata; Mammalia; Carnivora; Phocidae
Gene: FABP2
Product: fatty acid binding protein 2
Molecular function (GO): lipid binding
Source: RefSeq, a predicted model, not a curated record
UAUUGCUUAGAGGCUGACUCAACUGAAGAUCAUGGCUUUUGAUGGUACUUGGAAGAUAGACCGGAACGCGAACUAUGACAAGUUCAUGGAAAAAAUGGGUGUUAACAUGGUGAAAAGGAAGCUUGCAGCUCAUGACAAUUUGAAACUGACAGUUACACAAGAAGGAAAUAAAUUCACCGUCAAAGAAUCAAGCACUUUUCGUACCAUUGAAAUUGUUUUUGAGCUUGGUGUCACUUUUAAUUACAGCCUAGCAGAUGGAACUGAACUCAGUGGUACUUGGAACCUAGAAGGAAAUAAACUUGUUGGAAAAUUCAAACGGAUAGACAAUGGAAAUGAACUGAAUGCUAUCCGAGAAAUUAGAGAUGGUGAAUUGGUUCAGACUUACAUAUAUGAAGGAGUAGAAGCCCAGAGGAUCUUCAAAAAGGAAUGAGCUUUAUUCUUGGAGCACAGCCCAGAAUACAAAUUGAAUGGAAAAUCUAUAUUGUAAUAAAACUGUUUUUCUCUCUCUGAUUAGUCCUUUUGUAAACAUAACCAGUGACUCACAUUUCUAAUCUGACCAAGGCAAAACAAGUAAAAGCUAAUUAGGAUUUAAUUUGUUUUACAUUCCCUAAGAUGUACGUUCAUUGCUGUA